Patiria miniata (bat star) is the source of this 2675-nucleotide messenger RNA. RefSeq names its product cysteine-rich protein 2-binding protein-like (gene kat14). Gene Ontology annotation, molecular function: acyltransferase activity, transferring groups other than amino-acyl groups. NCBI's taxonomy places the organism in Eukaryota, Metazoa, Echinodermata, Asteroidea, Valvatida, Asterinidae. The transcript has 16 exons. The record is from RefSeq and is a predicted model, not a curated record. Bases 186 to 2519 code for a protein of 777 amino acids.
AUAUCGAGAGUUCAUUUUUUUGCGGCGUGCUGUCUGCAUCACACCGUCGUUUGUGCAUGGUUUGUGAAAACAUAACCUGGAAUAUAUAGCUUGAGUCAUUGAGGACUUGUGGCCGAUUGCACUGACUAUUCUGCUCUCAUCAAGUUGAGGAACCUUUUUUCUGACGUUGCUUCAACAACUUAACGAUGUCACUCACCAAAGAAGCCUCCCUGUCUGCUGAAGAGGCUGUUGAUCCGGGAGAUGGGGAGGAGAUCGAUGUCGUUUCCAUGGAUACCAAGUCGAGUGAUGAGGUCAAGGUUGAGGUCAUGACCCCAGAGCGUACCUCUCCCGUCACUGUCGUGGAACCUCCCACGGAGCCUACCACACCCCAGGAUACAGACCCACAGUGUUACUGUAACAAACCCAGGGACGGACUCAUGCUGCAGUGCGAUAUGUGCAAGAGGAAGUUUCAUAUGGGUUGUCUGAAGACUGGUAACCCCAGCACGCUGGAUGGCGACACCUACUUCUCCUUGAGAUGUGAAGGAUGUAGCCACACCCACGAAGAGGUAGUCACCAGGAUGAAGCUGACAUGGCAACAGGUGGUGAUUCUGUCGCUGUAUAACCUGAGUCUUAAGAAGAGCGGUCGCAAAGGGUUCUUCCGCUGGAAGGAGGACAUCUGUGAAUUCAUAUCGCAGCACUGGACCCUAAUCUUUGGCAACAGCAAAGCCAAGACCCAGACUUGGCACGGUACCGUCGCCGGUGUCCUCUCUGUCAGCAACAAGUCUCUCUUCAAGUCAGGAGCGUCCGAGUUCGGCGAGGCGGGCUGGUGGUCCCUGAUCGAGAUGAAACCGCCCGAGCUCAAACCAGAAAUUCCUCCUGGUACUGGGAAGCAGUAUGUAGCUGGUAGAAAAGCCAAGGUCCCCUUUGAACCAACCAUUAAGGUGGAGGGGUUGAGGAACAGGAAGAGGGGAACAUCUGUCGAAUCGGCCAUCGAACUAAAAGAAAAACGAUCCAGAACCCAGGAGGCCAAGGAUAUCCGCAGGGCCAAGCAGGCCAUUGCCAGUGAGGAGCUCAACAAGAAAGUAAAACUACAGAGGGAGGUGGACAUUGAUGAUAGUAGUAUGGACAGCUUUGGUAGCGAGAGCUUUGGGCUGCCCCCUUCUGUUCCCGAUUCACCCUCUGUCCUGAGCUUGCUUGGAGGCGACAACAGCUCAGACUUCCUUCUCUCCAAUCUCCUCAACGAAAGUGAUCUUACUCCAGCAGAGACCAUCCCCUCGGCCCUGAUGGCGGGAGACGAGGACGACUUCAUCCCCCCAUCCAAGGGCAUCCCUCUCUUCCGCAUCCCCACCCCGGUCUUGAGCAGCCAGGCCAGCAGCAGUAACAGCUCCUCCUUGGGUCUUGACAUCAAGGAAGGUGAUGGAGGAGACAAGGGCGGGGGGAAAGCAACCAUCGGCGACACCCGGGCGGAGACUGUCUCCAAGGCCAUGACCCGGAGGUCAAAGGUCAUGGAGGUCAAAGCGGAUGAGAAGCAGGAAGAAGGCCCGAAAUACCUGCCGAUGAGUGUCUACGAGGAGCAACAGUUACUGCGCGUGAUUGAAGCCUGCCCUCAAGCUGUCGAGAAGAACCCGGCCGCGAGACGGCUCAGGCGAAAACUACUGGUCCGACAGGAGAAGCGAGAUCGGGGCUUACCGCUGUUUGACCUUGACGCCACCAUGCAGCAGAUACUGCAGAAGGCGACCGACAUCCGGCCAACCUCAGUCUCGGACCUCUUACUCACCCAGAGUCCGCUGCGACACCUCAGCCCGUCCAAAGUAUCGUCCAGCCGCGACAGCGGCGAUUACCGCAUUCUGGAUCGCUUCCAGAUGCCUAAUACAGCCGUGAGAGCUCAACAGCGCCACCACACCUCCUUCAGAGCUCGACUAGUCGGUUGUGACGAAGCGGCCAUGAUGCAGAGUAUCAUAUCUCCAUACACGUCCAGAGUGCUGAAGCCUUUCAUUAGACGUGACUACGAGUCGCGUCCCGCCAAACUGAGAUUGAUGGAGGAGAUUAUACAGCAUCGCAAGCAGCAGGACCCUGCCUUCAUCCCCCAGCCCCUGGCCCCCAUCGACUACUGCUACCUCCGACCCCAACAUAUCCCAUCAGUCAACAAUCUGUGCAGAGAGUUUUUCUGGCCCGGAAUAGACCUGUCCGAGUGUCUGCAGUACCCAGACUUCAGCGUGGUGGUCCUGUAUCGCAAGGUAGUCAUUGGCUUUGGAUUCAUGGUACCAGACGUCAAGUUUAACGAGGCCUACAUCUCCUUCCUCUUCGUGCACCCCGAGUGGAGGGGGGUCGGCAUAGGGACGUUCAUGGUGUACCAUCUCAUACAGACCUGCAUGGGGAAAGACGUCACUCUACACGUCUCGGCCACCAACUCGGCCAUGCUGCUCUACCAGAAGUUUGGCUUCAAGCCCGAAGAGUUCAUUCUGGACUUCUACGAGAAGUACUAUCCGCAGGACAGUAGGGAGUGCAGGCACGCAUUCCUUCUAAGAUUGAGGCGGUGAUGAUGAUGAUGAUGAUGAUGAUGAUGAUGAUGAUGACUCCCAUUUGUUUUCUAAGAACAGCUUUUACCCUGACCCUUGCAGAUCUUUAUUUUUUGUUGGGUGCUGUGGUCUAAUGAUUACAGUGUUUGACUCGUGUGCCAUGGUGCAUGGGUUCAC